AUGGCUGCUGGCUCAGAACGAAGACAUGCCAGACCCGGUGCCGAAGAAGAAGUCACCACCGGAAAAACUCAUGCAGGCCUGGCGUCGCAUGGUGUUGGCAACCAUCAGGUUGUACCUGGAGGUGAUGUUACAGUCGGUGACCGACUACCUGACAAGCAGAAACAGGGGAACCAUGGCAAAGCUCCCGAAGGCCAAGAAGGACAAGUCCCUGGUCCCAGCGGAGUCGAAGAAGACCGCCAAAGUCAGGCGUGGCAUAGGGCAGCCUCUGCCUCGCUCCAAAGCAUGCAAAAGCUGGCCCAAAGAGCCCUUGGACUGUGCUCACGAAGAAAGCCAAUUGAGGCAGCGGGGGUCAAAGGACAGUUUUUGGUGGACGUGCCUGCAAUGUGGAAGCCGAUGGCAGCGCGUGGAGUGGGAACCCGACAUGGAGCUCAACGCUGGUGCGGCCUCUUCAGGGGAAUACCGCGGUUCAGCGGGAACAGAGAAGAUCCAGACGUCUUCCAAGGUGGCAUCCCCAAGCAGACUGCCACCGCCGAGAUCAAGGCCCAACCUGACAACCUUGGUCGUCGAGGAGGAGACAGUGGUCCGCACAGAUCCCCUGAUGGCACACGAAGGGAGGAUGACACCAGCACCCAUGCAGUCAGAAGGACAACUCCCAAUGCCGCUGGAGCACCCACAGAACCGCCACCGCCAAGCAGCCAUGGGGAUUCCACCAACAACCAGUCUGGUGACCGACAUGGCGGCUCAGGCACUGAUGGAUGGGAUAGAUUUCGACCCAACCGAUCAGACAGCCGAUCAGCAGUUGGAGAAGUUGAUGGCCGAGCACAAGAAGGAGCGCCGCAAGCAGAUGCAGAUGGCCAGUGGAGUUCGACCUGCCCAACCAAGGUCAAAGUCUCGAGGACCAGCAUCAUCGGAGCUGGAAAUCCAGGAGAUCCACACGUCGGACGACGAGACGACUCCACGCAAAGCCAUCCAAGACUUUCAGAUGGUGACUCCAUGAAGAACCAGGUAUGCAAAUCCCAGGAAUAUGAGGGCAAUGGUGGAUGCAAGACGAAUUCAAUAGCGAAACCACUUGCCCAGGCCACGAAGUUGGCAAUGUUUGCAACGGUCCUGGUUUGCUCUCAGUUGCCCGAUGCAGAGCAACGGAUCUCUACGUUGCUUGGUCCUCGGAUGGAGUUUGAGGACAGCUACAGCACUGAGGGUGACCUGGGCAUCAAAGAAAUGACUUUUUCCUUGAAUGCCAGCACGUCUGAGCUGGCCCGCACUGAUUUUGAUGGUGUGCCCAAAACCAUCGACAAGCAGCAACGACAACACGUUUCUUUUGCACUACGAAACUAUCUCGACCACAUUGGCGAGAUCUACAGCCCUCCAAGAGCCACUGCAAUGUCUCCAGGUGAAGGACUCCGUGGGAAGAUAGCGCUGGACUUGACCAACGGCUGGGACUUCUGCAAGUCAGAGCAUCGCCAAAAGGCUGUGAAGCUGGUGAAGACGCACAAACCUGCAGUGCUGUUACUUUCACCUCCAUGUGGACCAUUCUCAUCCCUACGGAACUUGUCAAACAGCAAGCGUGACAGUGAACAAGUUCGACGUGAAGUCAUCGAGGGUGAGCUCCACAUGAACUUCGCCAUCAGCCUGGCCAUGCUACAGAUCUCCGAAGGCCGUGGGUUCAUCCUGGAACAGCCCAAGAAUGCCAAGUCUUGGAAACUCCCCAAGAUGCUGGAGUUGCUGGAUCAUCCAGACGUUUACCAGAUCCGCGUGGACAUGUGCCAGUUUGGCCUACGUGCUCAAGCAGGUCCCUGCAAAGGGGAGCUGGUCCAAAAGCCCACACUCCUGGCCACCAACAUUGCAGAGAUGGCUCACUACGUUCAGAAGACUUGCAACAAGUCGCAUCAACAUGGAAUGCUGGUUGGCGGCUCAGCUAAGAUGGCCGCGAUCUACACGCCCCACUUUGUCAAGGCAUUGCUGCAUGGUAUCAAAAAUGCCCUUGGAAUCAAAGCAGCAAAGCCUCAGAAUCCACAACUUCACCAAGCCUUCCUGUAUGGCAAGUCGAUUGGCAUCCAAGCCCAAAUUUUUGCAGUGGAUUGCCAAGAGGUCAACAUGGAUUUUGCAAUGGCCUCCAAUUCACAUCCGCAAUCAUUGGACUUUCAGGCCGAUGGACUUAGGCAGGUGGUUGGAUUUGGACUUGAGCCACCUGCCCGGCCAAAUGCAGAAGCCAGUGGACUUUAUCCAUCCAAUGGACUUUCACGGAUGGUCUGGCCUGCAGCAGCGGAUGAUGAAGACUUGCCUGAGGCAGUUGUGCCAGAGGCAGUGGAUGACGAGGUGUUGGAAGAAACUCGCCGUCAGCUUCGCAAUGUUGGCGAGCAACCUGGAGUUUCCAAAGCCCUUGCAAAGAUGGAGGACUUCAAAAAGGUGGAUGAGGGAGAGUUCUCGCUUCCUCCAAACUUGAGGCGAGAAGUUCAUCGAGUGCAUCGGAAUCUUGGCCACCCUGGAUUGGACAUCUUCGUCCGUGCUUUGCAGAAUGCUGGAGUUCAGGAACAUAUCAUCCAGUGGACCAAGAGACACUUCAGAUGCCCAACAUGCGAUGCACUUCCUCGACCAAAACCAGCACGACCUGGACACUUGAUGCGAGCAUUGGAGUUCAACACUGUGGUUGGCAUUGACCUUUGCUUCUUGGACUUGCAGCACAAACAGGUCAUCCUGCUCAACAUGCUGUGUUGGGGCACCAACUUCCAACAAGCAUGCAUCUGCCAGAGCAAGAAUGCAGAUGAGGUGGUUGAACGUUUCAUGAAUGAAUGGGUGAAGCAUUAUGGACCUCCCGUUCUUUUGGUCAUGGACAGAGGCAAGGAGUUUGACAACGACAAGCUCAAGGAGCUUGUGCGUGGUCUUGGCGUUGGACUCCACUACACAGACGCCCAAUCACCUUGGCAGAACUCAAGAACUGAGAAGGCUGGAGGUAUCUUGAAAGAGAAGAUCCUAGCGACAAUCCACGCCACAUCAGCCUCGAUGGAAGAGCUGCCAUAUGUCAUCUCUGAAGUGGUAGCAGGACGAAACCGCUACAUGGAUCGAUUUGGAUUUAGCCCCAUGCAGCGUGUCUUCGGCAAGAACCUGCGCCUCCCAGCCUCUCUCCUUGCCACCGACGCCCUGAACCGCGAGCUGGCGGAUGCGUCGGCCACAGACCCCAUUCACCGAUCAUGGGAGAUUCGAGAUGCAGCUGCCCGCGAAUGGAUCCGAAAGCAGGACCAAGGUGCUGUGCGACGCAGUCUGCGCGCUCAAACCCGCACCAGCGACCAACAGAAGAUUCCUGCUGGAUCAUGGGUCUACGUCUUCCGGGACACACCUUCCUACAAGGGUUGGGUUGGCCCUGGCGUCACUAUCGCCGAAGACCCCACUGGAAAAUCAUCCUGGGUGUCUAUGCGCGGCAGGCUAUGGAAGGCAUCUCGAGAACAACUUCGACUAGCCACACCUGAAGAAGAGCUUGGAGCCGAGCUCAUUGUUGAGCUUUCCAAAGAGAUGCUGGCGAAACUGAGCAAGCCAGGUCAUGUCGUCUAUCAAGAUGUCACUCAAGAAGGAGGACCCACAGACGACUAUUAUGAUGAAGUUCUCAGGACCUUGAAUGUCCGUGAAGAAGGAGCUCAACAAACUGAGACCCAAGAUGGCUCAUCUCAAUCAGGUGAUGCAACAACUUCAACCACGACGAGCACCACGGGAAGCUCUUCAGGUCAAGCUCACAUGGAGGUGGACACGGAAGUGGAUGGUUCAAAUGUGACGACGGCACCAAACUCUGAACUGCCUAGCAGACGUGCGAGCAUCGCAUCUGAGACUGGAGUGCCAACCGCACCAAUGGAAGUCAUUCCAGAAGUGAGUGAACCAGCAAGCCCUGUGAGCAUGCCCCCACAACCAAUGCUACCGGCAAGAACUUUUGGCCCGUCAGCUGUUGAACGACAACGUCAUUCAGCACCAUACCCAGCUGCACGGCCACGAGCACCUGCACAAGAACCGUUGUUGGAUCAGCCAGAGACACCAACGCUGAGACAAAGUUCUGUGACAGGUCCCACACCAACCUUGAGUCAGAGGUCAGUGACAGAAGCAGCCCCAAGGACACCAUUUCCAUUCAACCCGGGUGCGCCCUCUCUUCCAAGGCCACCGAAUCAAUCUCUCUAUGUGGAAGUGAUCAAUUUUGAAGAUGAUUCACACCUGUUUUCUGCAGUGCAGGCACCAGCCUUCAUCGGUGCCACAUGGAAGUUUUGCCGAGAACAGCAAAGGUCAACUUUGAGACCUUGCACUGAAGAUGAGGCCACGUUUUCAUGCCAGCAAGCAGAGGCAAGCUAUUGCAUCCGAGACAGCUGCAUGUACGUGACCAAGACAAAAUCAUCUUUUGGACAAGUUGAAUUUUCGAAGUUGCCUGAAGAAGAGAAGAGAAUGUUUCGGGCUUCACGCAAAAAGGAGCUCGACAGCUUGGUUUCCACUGGCGCUGUGCGAAUUCUGUCUGUGGAGGAAAGUCUCAGAUUUUUGCGAGACACACCAGAACAGGUGAUUGAUUCCAAGUAUGUGGACCGCUACAAGCCUAUUGCAGUUUCAAAAGGAAAGCUGGAGGAGUACAAGUCCAAAGCACUGACUCAGGGACACUUCAAAGCCAUCGAGCUGGAAGCAGAUGCCACCAAUCCAAAAUCACGGUUGUGCGCAGUGGGAUGGCAGGAUCCGCAGAUCCUCGAGGUGGAGCGUUCUUCCCCGACGCCAUUGUCAACGAGCUUGUAUGCGUGCUUGCAGUUGGCAUCAAGCAGACGAUGGGCUACACGGGUUAAGGAUGUGAAGACCGCUUUCCUGCAGGCCUUGCCGACCACCAGGUCAAAACCACUUGCCUGCCGGAUGCCACGUGAUGAAUGUCCAGAAGGACUUGAUCCACGACAGCUCCUGUUGCUGCUCACCGAGAUCUAUGGCCUGGUGACUGGACCCAGCUGGUGGAGAAGGACACUUCUCAAAACAGCGACUGAGAAGCUGAAGUAUGAGGUGAAUUGCUAUGACAGGUGCAUCCUCACACUUCCAGCUGAAGAAUCCAAACGUGGAUCCCCAGGUGCAUUGUCCGACGGCUUCAUCGUCAUUGAGGUUGACGACAUUGCGGAGGCUGGUGGACCGCGGCAUCUGGAGAAAAUGAAGCAGUUGGAGUCAAUGCUAACUUUUGGAAAAGUAGAGAACUUGCAGUCUGCUGAAGGAACAAACUAUGCAGGACGUCAUUUGCGCCAGCUGCCUGAUUUCAGCUUUGAGAUCACGAUGGAGGAGUUCAUCUACACGCGACUGGAACCGAUUCUCAGUCACAAAAAGGUUCUCAAAAAGCAUGCAGCUGAGACGCAACUGAACGAAAGCGAGAAGACGCAGUUGAGAGGCUUGAUCGCUUCUUUGAACUGGGUGUCAAGGGAAGGAAGGCCUGAUGCUUCAUCCGCAGCAUCAAUCCUGGCUUCGUCGUUUCCAAACCCGACAAUGGAGCAUGUGCAUGCCGCGAAUGAGGUGGUGAAGCACCUGAAGACCUUUCCUGUGACCCUCCGGAUUCAUGCGAUUCCUGAAAGCCAACUGCGACUGGUCCUGAUAGCAGAUUCAGCAUUUGACACCAGUGGACGUGAGAAAUCUCAACAUGGAUGGUUGCUUGGAUUUACAAAUCCACUACUGAACAGAGGAGAGCCUGCGCCCAUCUCUCUUAUUCAGUGGCGAUCCAAGCGGCUUCGGAGAAAGGCAUCAUCUUCAUUGCUGUGCGAGGCGAUUUCGAUGUCUGCAGCGACAGGUGCUCUGGAACGCUUGGACGCCUUCUUCCAAAGCAUCCGCCUGUCAGACUACAGCCCGAGACGAAAGCAGCUUUCAGAAGAUCAAUACCUUGAGGCCGCUGGAAAGGCAACAGUCAUUGCAAAUGACUCCAACAUCUAUCGAGAUCCUCACAGUGUCUGCGUCAUGGAUGCGAAGAGUCUGUAUGAUGCUCUGAAUUCGGAGCAAAGCCAGGGCGAUGAUGAUAGGAGUGCAUUAGAAACCGCGAUCAUUCGCGAAUCCAUGUCAGUGUGCCGCAGCCGACCCCGAUGGAUCCCUCACAACAUGAACCCAGCUGAUUCAAUGACGAAAUUUGUGGGUGGGCAUCAUGAACCCCUGUUGAAGUUGUUGAAGACUGGAAAAUUUAUGAUAGAGGAAGAAGAAGAGGUCUUGCUGCGCGGCAAACAUUGUGAAAACUUUUGCCUGCUGACCGCAGAGCUCUUGGGCGCAAGUUCAGACGGAAAAGGCCCAGAGUGGUCCCUCUUGGCGGCGCGCAUGGAGUCCGACCGCAUCGGUGUUUUCUGGCGGGACCGGGAGGAUGGCGGGCCCAGCUUGCUCCAGCGGUUUUUGAACAUCGGCAAGCGCUGCGUGGGCAUCUUCGCCAAGAGUUCGCCGCCCGAGCCAAACCCGGAGGUGGCUUUAUAUUUGGAAUCCAUCAAUAUCCAGCAGAGGCACUUGUUGACGAUCUACAACGUCUUCCAUGCCUUGAAGGGUCUGGAGGAAGAUGAUUCCUUCUACACCACCGUCUAUGCGGUGAACGCCGAAGUCCUUCCUGUGUUGAUUGAAGAUCGGAGGAAGUGGGUCCUGAAGCUGUUGAAAUGCAUCCUCAAACUGGGCGAUUGCGAAAGGGAAGCGACCUGGGACAAGUUCCUCUGGGUGAUGUUACGCUUUUGUUCGUUGAACAAAGUGGAGCUGGCACAGGCCUUGUUUCUCUGCAUCUUGCGCAUUCGUGAUUCCACCACGUAUCACUACAUCCGCUACUACGAGCUGGGUGAGUUCUUUGCCAUCUAUCGCAACUGCCCUGUGCGAUCCUUUGAUACGGCGGACAUCAACUUUGACCUCCUGCCCACCAGAAGGUACUAUGCCUCCGACUUCGCGGAACUUCUCAUGAGAUAUCCGGUGCUGCUGCAUCCUAUGCUGCACCUGCAGCAGUGUUUGCAGUUGAAACUGCCGGGCUUAGACUUUUGGGAGCCUUGGAAUUGGUCGGUGUCCUUCUGUCGGAAGAUCACCUUCGACUUUUUCCUCAUGGAGACGGGUCGGAUCUUCCUCCGCGGCGAGCCGCCCUUUCGGGAAACCUGUGACAUGUUGUGUCCGGAUGCUUUGGGUGCUGUGCCCAUCAACCAAGAUCAAUGGAUCUUGAGAACGUGCUUCGCAAAGAACGGGCAGGGCAUAGCGCAGAUCUUCGUAUGGGGUGAACAACCUCUGCCAGAUGCUUGGGAAAAGAAUUAG
Cladocopium goreaui is the source of this 7236-nucleotide messenger RNA. The record is from the annotation of a GenBank genome assembly. Lineage: Eukaryota; Dinophyceae; Suessiales; Symbiodiniaceae.